UUUACUGACCGUUCAAAGGCGGUACCUAAUAAGCCUUGAUAAAAAUUGUUGUUGUUUUUUGUGGAGUUUUAUGCUGUUGUUCUAUGUUUCUGGUCUGUGAUUGUUUUGUUGUUUGUGUUCUUUGUCUUUGUCUUUGACCAGUUGCCAUUUAUAUUUGAUUUUUUACUGUGCUUUUUUUGUAGUUUGUCAUGUUAAAUGUAUCCUUCUGUUAAAAUAUUGGCAUUAAGAAUCAGUUGCUUUAUUCUGUGAUAUUGCAAUUGACUUGCUGAAAACUGUUUGAAAAUCAUGAUUCAUCCCCCAAGAAAACCAUCCGCGGCCUCCGACAUUACCAUCAGUCAAAAACGGUGUUAAAAUAAAAUGCAUUGUAGCAUAUUUGCAUUUCGAGUAGGACAAUAAAAGAACCAUUUUAAUGCAAGAACAAAACAUCAACAUGUAUUUUAAUUAUCUUCUUGCUACUCUCAGAUUGGGUUUUCCGUAUUUGCACUUCUAGUUCGCGUUUGUUUUAAGUUAAACACAUUUUUUCAGAUUCUUGAGUCUACCUGUGACGUUGACAUUACGUAUUUCCCGUUCGACGUACAGGAAUGCCCCAUAAAGAUCACAGCCUGGAGCUUCUCCGAAAACGACGUGAAGAUCCUCAAGGAAAAGGAUCAGAUAGGUCAACGCGAGUACGAGGAAAACGCUAUGUGGACUCUGAUUGGUUCUUCCGUUGAACAAGAAAAGACAGGGGAUUCUUCAAUUAUCUUCAAAAUAAAAAUGAAGAGAAAGCCGAGCCACUUCGUCAUCAAUAUAAUUACCCCUCUUUUGCUUCUUUCGUUCUUGGCAAUUCUCACGUUCGUGCUGCCUAUCUCGUCGGGAGAGCGUGCCUCGUACGCAGUCACCAUUUUUCUGUCAAUAGCAGUUUUUCUGACUAUUGUUUCGUCCGAACUACCGAGUAGUUCUGAUGAUGUUCCAAUACUUUCGAUAUUCCUGGCAAUCUUGUGUGUUGAUACUACUGCUAUUGUUGUUGUAUCAUUGUUUCAACUGAGACUUCUCACAAGAGAUGAAAUCGACCAGCCUGUCGGCGGAUGUUUUAAGGUCAUAUACAACAUUACCAUGGCAAUACGGUGCAAAAUGGGAGGAAGAAAAAGAAAGCACAGUUUCAACAUAGAAAGCAAGGGAGUUGACGUAAAGGCCAACAGCAUAUCAUGGAAAGAAGUUGUUAAUGCUCUUGAUUAUCUGUUAUUCUGGUUUUUUUCUCCUCUUUACUGUGGCUGUCACUACAUACUAUUUUGUUGUCUGUACUACGAACCAACCAGCGGAACAAAACUCGCAAUAAUUUAAAACUUAAUUAUAUAUGGUUGUUAAGGCAUCGAAAUGUUGUACCGAUUUCGAUUUGAGAAUGGUUUAACGUACUCGUUAUACUUACUGUAUGCCACAGGAUAAUAAGCUAACUUAUGUACGUUCAUAACAAGGAAAUAUUCAAUACAAAAUAAUGCCUUAUAUAAUAAUUUCUUGAAAAUAGAAAACCGUUUUAGCCGAUGCUAGAUGACAUUCGCAGUUUUGAAUCUUUAAUUUCUGUCAAACAACAUCUCCACCUAAACCGAAACUGCUUUUUUCAGUCUUGGAUAUAGUUUCGACGACCGAAGGACCUCACUUUUAAACUGUGUUCAUAGCAUUCCUUUCUCUUGAUAUACCAACAAGACAAAUGUGAAAAAUACAAUCAAAUGUUGGAUAUGGAUCAAGCAAGGGUCGAUAUUAACUAUAUUUCCAAAUGAGCAUGAGAGGACUCGAGCAGUUGAAAUUGAGUGUUUUUCAAUGAAGUCAGUUGUCCUUUAGAAUAUCAAUUCUAGUAUAUGCGGAUUUGCUUUCAUUAAAUUAAAAUGAAAUCAAUUUAAGCUACGAUUAAUUCCUAACCGGCAGUCGAUAAUGAAAAGCAAUGGUGUGCACUGACGUCAAGCGGAUGAAAGUUGGUUCAUGACGUAAGCUUAAACGAAAUAGUAUUGAAACAUGUUUGGGAACCCAUGUGCUUGCAAUUGUCUAACACAGAGACUAGUUUUAUCGAUUUGAUACUUUAACUAACGUAGAAAGAAAUAGACGAAAAAAUUUGGAAUGAACAAAUAAAGUGUUGCGCAAUGAAAUUGUGGACAGAUGUAUCUUUGGUUUACAUGAGUUUUUUCCCCUUAUUUUCAUUAUAUAUCCCUCUCUGCAUAUAUACUAUUUUGUAUUCUCACCACAAUAUUAAU
Messenger RNA from Mya arenaria, 2222 nucleotides. Its product is annotated as acetylcholine receptor subunit delta-like. The record is from RefSeq and is a predicted model, not a curated record. NCBI's taxonomy places the organism in Eukaryota, Metazoa, Mollusca, Bivalvia, Myida, Myidae. Gene Ontology annotation, biological process: signal transduction; regulation of membrane potential; chemical synaptic transmission. The transcript is spliced from 2 exons. Bases 682 to 1320 code for a protein of 212 amino acids. Gene Ontology annotation, molecular function: monoatomic ion channel activity; transmembrane signaling receptor activity; neurotransmitter receptor activity. Gene Ontology annotation, cellular component: synapse; neuron projection; membrane.